This is a messenger RNA of Rangifer tarandus platyrhynchus (Svalbard reindeer), 1368 nucleotides long. The record is from the annotation of a GenBank genome assembly. NCBI's taxonomy places the organism in Eukaryota, Metazoa, Chordata, Mammalia, Artiodactyla, Cervidae.
AUGUUUUUGGCCUGGAGGAGACUCUGUACCCUUAGCAGUAGACCUGAAUUCCUGAAGACAGUUUGUGCUUCAAAAAUCCUUGGACUGUCUACUUUUGCGAAAAUGUCUUUGAAAUUCAAAAAUGCAAAACGAAUUGAAGGCCUUGAUAGCAAUGUAUGGAUUGAAUUUACCAAACUGGCUGCAGACCCCUCUGUUGUGAAUCUUGGCCAUGGUCUUCCAGAUAUAUCCCCUCCAAUAUAUGUAAAGGAAGAAUUAUCCAAGAUUGCAGCAAUUGAUAAUCUGAAUCAGUACACAUGGGCCUUUGGUCAUCCAUCACUUGUGAAAGCUCUGUCCUGCCUGUAUGAAAAGUUUUAUCAAAAUCAAAUCAAUCCAACUGAAGAAAUCCUCGUGACUGUAGGAGCAUAUGGAUCUCUUUUUAAUGCCAUUCAAGGAUUGAUUGAUGAGGGGGAUGAAGUCAUAGUGAUCGUGCCUUUCUAUGACUGCUAUGAGUCCAUGUUGAGAAUGGCUGGAGCAACACCUGUUUUUGUUCCCCUGAGAUGUAAACCUGUUGAUGGGAAAAAAUGCUCUAGUUCUGACUGGACCUUAGAUCCUCAAGAACUGGCAAGCAAAUUUAAUUCCAAAACCAAAGCUAUAAUGCUAAAUACUCCGCAUAACCCCCUUGGCAAGGUGUAUACCAAAGAGGAACUCCAAGUAAUUGCCGACCUUUGCAUCAAAUAUGACACACUCUGCAUCAGUGAUGAGGUUUAUGAAUGGCUUGUAUAUCCUGGAAAUAAGCAUUUUAAAAUAGCCACUUUCCCAGGUAUGUGGGAGAGAACAAUAACCAUAGGAAGUGCUGGAAAGACUUUCAGUGUAACUGGCUGGAGGCUUGGCUGGUCGAUUGGUCCUAAACAUUUGAUAAAACAUUUACAGACAGUUCAGCAAAACACCGUUUGUACUUGUGCAACCCCUUUACAGGAAGCCUUGGCUCAAGCUCUCUGGAUUGACAUCAAGCGCAUGGAUGACCCAGAAUGUUACUUCAAUUCUUUGCCAAAAGAAUUAGAAGUAAAAAGAGAUCGGAUGGUACAUUUACUUGAAAGUGUUGGCCUAAAACCCAUAGUUCCUGAUGGGGGAUACUUCAUCAUUGCUGACGUGUCUUUGCUAGAUGUAGACCUCUUCGAUAUGAAGGACAGCAAUGAACCUUAUGACUAUAAAUUCGUGAAAUGGAUGAUUAAAAAUAAGAAACUGUCAGCUAUCCCAGUUUCAGCAUUCUGUAAUGAAGAGACCAAAUUACAGUUUGAGAAAUUUGUGCGAUUUUGCUUCAUUAAAAAAGACAGUACUUUGGAUGCUGCUGAAGAAAUCCUCAAGGCGUGGAGUAGACAGAACUCUUGA